AUGAAAAGUCUAAUUUUGAUUCAUGUUUUGUUUAAUGCUGCUGCAAAUGCUCAAUCAUCCUGUAAUCGAGUAUCAUUCGUCGACCGAAAAGGAUGGAAUGCACGAGAACCAACUUCAAUAACAAAUUUAGCAGGAAAACCUCUUUCAUUUGAUGUUAUUCAUCAUACUUAUCAACCUCCAAAAACAUCAUCUCCAAAUGAAAAAGCAUUAGAAGCAACACGUUUAUGGAUUGAUUGUGGUAUUGAACGAGAUCAUGCAACGGAAGCUUAUUAUAUUAUUACUCAUCGACAAUUAUAA
Molecule: messenger RNA, 297 nt
Organism: Rotaria sp. Silwood2
Lineage: Eukaryota; Metazoa; Rotifera; Eurotatoria; Philodinida; Philodinidae
Source: the annotation of a GenBank genome assembly